ACUAAAGCAUGAAGGUGUCUUCCUCAGAGUUCACUGCUCCUCCAAGAUGACUGUUUGGUGUCAGAUUCUCGUCCUCCUGUGCUGCAUGCUGAACCUGGUGGAGUCUUCUACUCCAUCUCAAGUCCUUCAGAGGAACAAAUACAACAACUCCUUUCGCCUCGCAAGGUCCACCCGAACCCGUAUCCAGCUGCUGCAGAAGAAAUAUAAGGAGGAGAAGUGGUGGCACAAGCAUUUUGAGGACAGAGGCUGGCCGGUAAAUGGCCUGCCAUCUCUUUCUACAGAUUUCUACAGCUGGCUGAAUCUGACGGACUGGGAUCGACUGCAUGCUGCUUUCAGGGACCUGCAGGUCUACUGGACGAGACUGGAGAGGAAAAGGAAAGAACUGGAGAUGGAGGAAAAGGAAAAACUGGCGGGGCAGGCAGCCCGUCCUACUUUGUCUGAGAGAAUCAUGCACAUUCAGCUGGACCUCAGAGACCUGAUGAGUAAAAUCAGCAUUCAGAUGAGGCACAUGCGCAGCUCUUGGACGAAGCCCACUUCUCUUCCACAUUUAGACCCAGAAACCAGCCCCAGAAGAGAGUGGGACAGCCGACCGGAGGGUUACAUCAUUCUGAGGGAGCUAGACCUUUACCUCACCAAGCUGGCAAGAGACUUCCUUCUGCUGGCCUCAAAACCACUGAUGACUCGGCAAUAAAAAAAGGGCUGAAGAAAAGGGACCUUGACAACAAACACACAUGCUCAUAAACAAAGUAAGAAAAAGCUGAAUUGACAUUAGCACAAUAACUGUGAUAACUUCAAUCAUUCCUAUAGUAGAGUUAACAUCUUAGAGCUUCUAUUUUUAAAGAUGUCUGGCUGCAUGUUUAAGGGCUUUCUUGGGUAUUUCCCAGAGUUUCUGUCUCACCUCUAACUGUAAGUUCACAAUAACAUCCCAGAGCAGACACAGCACUUCCUAACAUCUGGUUAUUUCCCCACACCCUUCAUCUACAGGACUUUCCAAACAUGUAUUUGCUAUUUAUUGAUAUUUAUUAACUUUUAUUUAUUUCAAAGUAUUUGGUUUUUAUUUCUCUCACAACACAGAGAUAAAGUUGUUUACAGUAAAAGACUUUUUAUAUUUGAUAUAUUUAAAUAUAUAUUUGUAUGACUGACAAUAAAGAGAUGAAGCAUCUGAAACAGUG
This is a messenger RNA of Notolabrus celidotus (New Zealand spotty), 1172 nucleotides long. RefSeq lists its product as uncharacterized. NCBI's taxonomy places the organism in Eukaryota, Metazoa, Chordata, Actinopteri, Labriformes, Labridae. The transcript has 5 exons. Bases 47 to 691 code for a protein of 214 amino acids. The record is from RefSeq and is a predicted model, not a curated record.